Messenger RNA from Talpa occidentalis (Iberian mole), 712 nucleotides. Its product is annotated as C->U-editing enzyme APOBEC-1-like. Gene Ontology annotation, biological process: cytidine to uridine editing. The record is from RefSeq and is a predicted model, not a curated record. Gene Ontology annotation, molecular function: RNA binding; cytidine deaminase activity. Bases 1 to 708 code for a protein of 235 amino acids. Gene Ontology annotation, cellular component: cytoplasm; nucleus. The transcript has 5 exons. NCBI's taxonomy places the organism in Eukaryota, Metazoa, Chordata, Mammalia, Eulipotyphla, Talpidae.
AUGACUUCUGACACAGGUCCUACUGAAGAAGCUGCCUUCAGAAGGAGAAUCGAACCCCAGGAAUUUGCAGCCUUCUUUGACCCAAAACAACUCCGUAAAGAGACCUGUCUGCUCUAUGAAAUCCUAUGGAACAGGAGCCAAAAGAUCUGGCGACAUUCGGUUGAAAACACUAACAAACACGCUGAAGUCAAUUUUAAAGAAAAAUUUACUGCAGAUUUUCAUCCAGCUGUCCACUGCACCAUCAUCUGGUUCUUGUCCUGGAGCCCCUGUUCUGAAUGCUCGCGGGUUAUUAGAGAAUUUUUGAGUCAACAUCCUAAUGUGACUCUCAUUAUAUAUGUCGCCCGGCUUUACCAUCACCUGAAUGAAUCAAACCGGCAAGGACUCAGGGACCUCAGAAACAGCGGUGUGCGCAUCCAGGUCAUGAAAGUCCCAGACUACCACUACUGCUGGAGGAAUUUUGUGAACUACUCACCUGGGGAAGAAGGUAACUGUCCAAGAUUCCCACAUGAGCUUAUGAAUCUGUAUUCACUGGAACUCCACUGCAUUUUUCUAAGUCUCCCUUCUUGUUUCAAGAUUUCAAGACGUCACAAAACACUUAAUUGGUUCACACUUACUCUUCAGAACUGUCAUUAUGAAAUGUUUCCACCACAUAUCCUUUCAGUCGUAGCCUAUGAUUUCCGUUCACCCCUUUACUCCAACUUCCUGUGACUUC